AUGCCUCCUCUCGUCAAAAGGUUUCUUGUCACCGCAGCAUCCGACGCUCUCAUUCUCCACUCAACCAACCCAAAAGAGAGCAAGAACGCAGUAAAGAUUGAUUACAGAACGAAUUGCAUCGCGUCUACCACCUCCAGCAAAUCUAGAGACGAAGGAGAAGGACUAGAGAUCUAUGGUCUUGUGGGGAUCUUGGAUCUGGCGGAGAGUUCGUAUUUGAUCUGCAUUACGAAGAGGAAACAGGUCGCGAAGAUUUGGGGAAAGGAUGUUUUUGGGGUGGAGGAUGUGGGUCUGAUUCCUUUGCAUCAAGGAAGAGAGGAGGUGGAGGGGGUUCUGGGGCCGCUGAUAAAGCAGCAGAAGAGUAGAAUACCGAACGUUGAAGAGGAGGACGAGGAGAGUGAGGAGGAAGUGGUAGGUGCAGGAGACGAGGGAGAGCCAGAGGAUGAAGCUGCUGCAUUGGAACCGCCCAAGGAGGGAGGAAUGCUAAAGAAGAGCACGACUUUUGUGAGGGAUGUGGUGCAGGAUCGGGGGAAGUAUGGACGUUUUGCUACGAGGUGGUUCUCGAGGAAUGGGAGCCGGGAGGGGGUCAAGAGGCAGGAGGGAAUGGCUUCCGGGGAUAAAGCAGAAGGCUUGACGAAAGAGCAGACGAAGCAGACACAGCAAGCAUUGCCGGAGAAUGAAAAGCCGACGGAAGCCACUUCCGGGGAGGAAGAAGGAAAUGGAGGACAGCACGAGACACCGGCUGCGGCGAAGCAACAACAGAGUGCGAUCGAACACCUCACGCCCAGGAUACUCAAAAGCGCGAGACUGUAUUUCUCCAGUGGUGGGUUCUACUUCUCGUAUGAGCAUGACAUUUCUGGGAGUCUGUCGCAGAGGAGCCACGGACAUGGUUCUGUCACGCCGCUUUGGAAGCGAUUCGAUGAGCUGUUCUUUUGGAACCGACAUCUCAUGAAGCCUUUCAUUGAGAGUGGGCAGGACUCGCUAGUGCUCCCGCUGAUGCAGGGAUUUGUUGGGCAGCGAUCCUUCUCCAUUGCGAGGACAGAAGGCGCGGAGAACGAUGUGGUUGCGGAGGCUGUGCAAGAUGCCGAGGGGGUUGUAAAGGUACAGGAGGAACAAGGAGAGAGCAAGAAGCACAAAGAGAAGGAGAGCCCUGCCCACAAUUUCCUUCUCACGCUAGUUUCUCGGCGAUCGAUACGACGAGCAGGUCUCAGAUAUCUACGCCGCGGAGUAGACGACGAUGGAGCUGUUGCGAAUAGUGUCGAAACGGAACAGAUACUUUCUUCGCGGGACUGGAGCGAUUCGGUGAAGACUUUUAGUUUGCUGCAGGUCAGAGGAAGCAUACCGCUCUUCUUCUCUCAGACUCCAUACAGUUUCAAGCCAGUGCCUGUCAUUUUCGGUAGCGAGGCUACUAACCAGACAGCCUUUCGGAAGCAUUUCGAAGCUAUCUCGAAGAGGUAUGGACAGGUACAGGCUGCGUCUUUGAUUGAUCAGCACGGUACAGAAGUCAGCAUUGGCGAGGCAUACGAACGGCACGCGAAGAGACUGAAUGAAGACGGCGGUAUUGAUGGCAGAGAAGAAGUCGGGUUCGAAUGGUUUGAUUUCCAUGGCGCUUGCAAGGGAAUGAGAUUCGAGAACGUUCAGCUCUUGAUGGACAAGUUGCAAGGGCAACUGGACUCAUUCGGCUGGAUCGUGAAGCAAAACGACAGGAAUAUACGAGAACAGACCGGUGUCUUGCGGACGAACUGUAUGGAUUGCUUGGAUCGCACGAAUGUGGUACAGUCUGCUGUCGCGGGCUGGGCAUUACAGCAGCAGUUAGCUGAACUUGGAAUCAACAUCGACCUGAAAUCAGACCCGAAGACGCAGUGGUUCAAUACGCUGUGGGCAGACAACGGCGAUGCGAUCUCGAAACAGUAUGCAGGCACUUCUGCCUUGAAAGGAGAUUUCACUCGCACAAGGAAGAGGAAUUGGACUGGAGCUCUAUCAGAUUUCUCGCUGACGCUCAAUCGCUACUACAACAAUAUCUUCGGCGAUUACUUCCUUCAGACAAACAUCGACUACUUCCUCGGAAACGCGGGCCCGGCUAUCUUUGACGACUUCGAAACGGAUAUGAUGAGUCAGGAUUACGCUCUUGAUAUGCGACACGUUCGCCAGAAUGCGAUUGAUACAUGUAUCAAGAUCGUGCUCGAAGAUCCCCUGGAAGAACUGAAAGCUGGGUGGAUUCUGUCCUGUCCCAGCCAAAGCAACACGCUCCGGUCUCUGCCAUUUGAAGAAUGUGUGCUACUUUUGACGGAUAAGGCGAUUUAUUUCUGUCGAUUCAAUUGGGAGACGGAGAAGAUUGGGAGUUUUGAACGGGUGGCUUUGCUUGAUAUCAAAGAGAUGUUCCGGGGUGUUUACGUUACGAGCGCACUCGGUGGGACGCACUUGGAUGAGAAGAAGAAUGUGGGGUUCGUGGUGAAAUAUGAGAUUCGGGGAGAGGGCAUGGUGAGGACCAAUACGCGAAGUUUAGGCGUUGCCCAAGGGAUGGAAGAGAACAAUGAGAACACGGAGAAAGACCAGGGCAAAGACAAGAAAUCAAACCAGCAGAGAGACGAAACUCGAAUUCUGGCAUUCAAGGCGCUGCCGCCCAAAGCCGUUGCUGCCAAAGACGAGGAUGAGGAUCUUUUGAAGAACACGAACGAAGGAGGACUGGUCAAGCACAUUUGUGAUGAGAUACAGAGUUGUUGGAGAAGAGCGUGGGAGCAGGACAUGGGUUACCAACAUAUCGUCGUCGAUCAGCCUCCAAGUGUGGAAGAGAGGGAUGUUAUUAGUGUGUCCGAGGCGAAGAGGAGCACAGGAUAUCUCGAGAGUCUCGGAUAUGGGUUGAAGAGGUUGGUUUGGAGCUGA
This is a messenger RNA of Lecanosticta acicola, 2880 nucleotides long. The record is from the annotation of a GenBank genome assembly. NCBI's taxonomy places the organism in Eukaryota, Fungi, Ascomycota, Dothideomycetes, Mycosphaerellales, Mycosphaerellaceae.